AUCAAAUUCUACUUAUAAUGUUUCUUAUAUUUCACUUUUUCUUUUUUUCCCCAGAAUUAAACCUGGAGUGUCAGCCAAAACCUUCAGCUCUUUCAACAAAGGUCUCAAAGACUACAAUCGCAGGGGCUGUUGUUAUUAGAAAAUCUGCACAAGUGACUUUCAGUAUGGAUAAAACUGCACCGAAAACAAAACUAGAACAACCAUGGAAGAAAAAUCUUUUUGAAAGAGUGGAGGCAAGAGCCCAGGCAAUGCAGCAGAAAAUAAUAGAUAAAGAUAAUCUGAAGAAGGAGCUAGAAAAAAAGACUGAAAAAAAACUCCCUAAGGAUAAUUUGGCCAAAGAGUGGUUUAAUACUGAAAACAGCACACUGAGUACUCGAGCGUAUUUGCUUGACAAGCUUCUACCUACAUUAGUUCCGGGAGUAGAAAACAUGUUAAUGCAAGUAGAAAAGAAGAAGCUUUUUGAAAAAGUUGAUACUCCAACGAAUUUUGAUCCAAUUACUUUUCUGGGGGAAUAUUUAAUGAGAAACAAUCCAAAUUACGUCAAAGCUGAAACGUCUGGUUACCAGAGGGUGAUGAGAGAAGUCACAGAAGAUCUGAAGGUCCGUGUUCCCGACACAAUCUGCAACAGAGUAUCCAAGAUAAAGGAGGUUGUUCAAGAGAAAAGAGAGCAAAGAGAAAGAAUAAACAAAGUAAAAAUGAAGGUGGCUGACACACGGAAACAGGCUCUGGAGGAGCAGUUCGAUGAAUGGAUUCUGGACCCCAGUGGAAUGAUUCCCAUGGCAGUGAUUCAGAAUGUUCUUCAUGAUUUUUUCCAAAAUCCAGAUUUCCCGCUUGAAUCAUGCUGCAAACAAUUGGAGAUUACUGACUCAAUGGAACCAAGAUUGGACAAAAAUACAUUUACUGAAUACAUCUCUUCACACAUUGUAGACUUUAAAAGUGAAAUGUUUGAGCAACUCCUUAAGCACCUUUGCCACUGUGCAGAAGAGUUUCGGGAGGUCAUAAAAGCUGACAUGAGGAGACAGAUGUUUGCUGAACUCUUCUUGUAUUGUGACCAUGGGAAGGUGGGAUUUUUGGAUCGGCAGAGGACAUUAACCUUGCUGGAAAUAUUCUAUGAUCAAAGUCCAAAAAUGCUUAAGACAUUACUCCGAAACCCAAGACAAUGGCCACUCGUUGAGUUUGAAGAGAUAGAUUUGUCUGAGUUCUGGGGAGAUAUGGAUAAUCAGAAACACAUCUAUGAAGACUUUGAUCAUACGCUCUUACAGAUGAACACAUUAGUUGCUGAAAAGCAUGCUGGAAAAAUGCAAAGUAAAUUGUUAGAAAAUCAAGAUCAACAAAAACAUGAUGAACAGAGAAAAUCAUCACCACCACCAAAUUCACCAGAACAACAGAGAAUGACUGCAGAACAAGGAUCACAAAGAACAUCAACAGAAGAACAACAAAGUAGAGGGUCAACUACAGAACAACAACUGCAUAGGAACUCAAUAGCGGAACAAGGAACCCACACAGGGUCAACUCCAGAACAAGGAUCAAGUACAGAGUCAAUAAUAGAACAAAGGCAACAUAGCGAGUCAGCAACAGAUCAAGGACCAAACAGAGUGUCAACUUUAGAACACGGAACCCACAUAGAAUUGACUGCAGAACAAGAAACCCACAUAGAAUUGACUGCAGAACAAGAAACCCACAGAGAAUCAAUUGCAGAACAAGGACUUUACAGAGAAUCAAUAAGAGCACAAGGACAACACGAACAAAGACCACACCGAGGGUCAACUGCAGAACAAGGAUCACUCAGAGAGUCAAUAACAGAAGAACCACGUACAGAUUCAACUGGAGAACAAGGAUCACGCAGAGUGUCAAUGACAGAACAAGGAUCACAUCUAGGGUCAACUGCAGAACAAGAAUCACGCAGAAUGUCAAUGACAGAACAAGAAUCACAUAGCUUGUCAAUUGCAGAACAAGAAUCACGCAGAAUGUCAAUGAUAGAACAAGAAUCACAUAGAUUGUCAAUUGCAGAACAAGGAUCACGCAGAAUGUCAAUGACAGAACAAGGAUCACAUACAGGGUCAACUGCAGAACAAGGAUCACGUAGAGUCUCAAUGACAGAAGAAGGACUACACAGAGAAAUAAUUCCAGAGCAUCAGAAUAUAUACUCAGCUUCAGAGUCAAGUACAAAUUCUCAGGAGGUUACUUCUGAGUACACAGUAAUCCCUCCACAGGAAGAGAGGUUUCAGGGGCAAGCAUAUGAAGAGGAACUAGCCAUAAGUUCUGAACUGCAAGAAGUUCUAACAUCAAGUAGAAAAUAUCAUCUUCCAGAAACUGCAGAAAAAGUUCAGAAAGAAAAAUCCUGUGAACCUAAGUCCCAAAAAGUAGAAGGAAAGGCAUGGUCAGGUGAAUUUUUGACUUGUAAUUGGAAGACGAAGUAUGCCAAAUUUGAAGAUGAGGAACAGGCAAACUUAAUCUAUGGUAACUCCAGAUUCACAGACCUACACUCAAUUAUCAGAAAUAUUCAGUCUUACAAAGAAGGAAAAGGCAGGACUGCCUUCAAUGGAGUUUCCCUCAAUCUGCUCCAGUUUGUGCAACUCCUGGAGACAUUUGUUGGUGAAGAUGCCUCUUUGAAUGUCAGUGAGGACCUCACCUCCUUUUUUAGGAGGUGCUAUGUUGAAACAAAAGAAGAGAAAAUGAGUGCCUUAGAACAGGUUAGACAGAAUGCUUCACGAGUUCGACGGGGGCUUCUCUUAGAAGCCCUCUUUCAGAAAUGGGACAGUGAUGGCUCAGGCUUCUUGGAUCUGAAUGAAGUUGAUGAACUGUUGUACACAUACAAGGAGGGAAUGGAAAAAGAAUCUAUGAAAAAAGCUAAACUACACAUCCAAUUUCCACAGCCACACCAGGGUCAUGAAGUAAGAUCGUCUUCAAAACAGUUUCAGAAAUAUAUAGAAUUGGUUGUAUCUGAACUCAGGGGCAAUGAAGACCAGGUUCUGGAAAGUGUUGUGGAGUUUCUGAUGAAUGCUUUGGAGAGAAGCCAUAUUGAGAAUCUGAGGAAUUCUGCCAGGCGCAAGUGGCUGCACCAAAUCCAACGUGCUGCAGAGACCAGCGGGGUGUCCGUGGAGCCAGUGUAUGCUGAGACCUUUAAGGUCCUCACCCAGGAUGCUGAAGCCCAUGGAAAUAAGAAGAUCAGUGCUCACAUUUCUCUCUUAGAAGAAAAUGAACUACUGCCUGAUAGAGGAAGUGUUAUGUUGAGGAAUGUGGCUUGUACUUUAGAUGAUGCUCCGUUUGUAUUGAACAGAGUGCUCUACAGGGACAUGAAAGGAAUUAGUUUUACAGUAGUGGAUGAAGGGAAGCCAAUCCAUGUCCCCCAAGUUCAGCACCAUGGGAACGUCUUCUUCUGGAAACAUUCCAGACGUAAGAAUAAUCGUAAUGGGUCAUUCUUGGCUCUGCCUCUUCAGGAUGCGUAUAUGAGGAUCUUUGGGGUCAUUGCUGUUGAUACCCUAAGAGAUCCUCAGGAAAUAAACAUCUUCCUACCUCAUGAGAUCAGAUUCUACCAGGGUGUUGCCAAUGUCUUUAGCACUGCCUAUCACUAUGUCCACAGCCGGGAGCACAUCCUGCAUGUUAUCAUCACUGGCAUCGGCUGGCUGUGUGGCAUCACACCCAGCAUCAACACCAUCACUACGUACUUUGUCGAGCUUAGCCCACAACAGGAUUCAGACUAUGUUUUACGCAACAUGAUGGUUACAGGGUAUCUGGGUCUAACAGAAAUCCACACCAAUCCCCCUACCAUCUUUAGAAAGAAGUGUAUCUUCAGAGAUUUCCUCUUUAAGUGUACAGACAGUUCAGAAGUUGUUUUGGCCUCUGCUUGUGGAGAAACCCACAUAGUAAUUCCACUUCGUGAGAGAACAGGAGAAGCUCUGGGAGUCAUAGAUUUUAACAUUGGCCGGAGUAGGAUGUUGUUGUAUCGAGAAUAUAAAGAUCUACAGAAAAUGAUGAAGGUGGUUCAAGCUGCCUGCUAUGAAAUACUGGGCGAAUUCUCUGGAGAGAUAAAGAAGAAAUAUGUCUUAGCGAUUGAAAACGUAGGGGAAGUCCAGCGGGCAGGAAUCAUCUUUUUCCGGAUCAUGCUGCAGGAGCUGCAGGAAAGCAUCCGACUGCUUAACUCCAUAGACUUUGUGUCGCUGCUCAUUUAUGAUCAUAAACUUCUAACAGAGCAGAAAUCUUUUCAAGGCUCAUCUGGCCAGCCCCAGGACGCUGAAGCCAACACAAACCUAGUGCGUGACAUCCUGAUGGGGGUUAUCUUGUUCUUUCAUCCAGAGUUGGAAUUCUCAAGUGACUUUGAAGAUUGGGAUAAGUGUAAACUGUACGUUAACAGAUACUUAGUUGAGAAUAUUUGUACCUUUGAUCCAACUUCUAGCAACGUGCAAGUUAAUUUACAGCUCAUUGAUGGCUAUAUCAGAGAUCAUUCCCGAAUCGAAGUAUGGAAUUUUGGUAAUAUCGUCAUUGAAUACCUAUAUCACUGGGCACACAUCUGUUCAGCUCUAAUAGAGCUAAACAAAAAACUAAAUAGUACUAUUAAACCUCCAUUGCCCUCCAAGACGGACUCGUAUGUGUAUGCAAAAAUGCCAGGGGAAACCUUGCUAGGGAAAUCAUAG
Messenger RNA from Loxodonta africana (African savanna elephant), 4634 nucleotides. It is a transcript of the gene EFCAB5, whose product is annotated as EF-hand calcium binding domain 5. The transcript has 20 exons. The record is from RefSeq and is a predicted model, not a curated record. Gene Ontology annotation, molecular function: calcium ion binding. The coding region runs from base 18 to 4634 and encodes 1538 amino acids. NCBI's taxonomy places the organism in Eukaryota, Metazoa, Chordata, Mammalia, Proboscidea, Elephantidae.